Papilio xuthus (Asian swallowtail) is the source of this 1115-nucleotide messenger RNA. RefSeq names its product centaurin-gamma-1A-like. Lineage: Eukaryota; Metazoa; Arthropoda; Insecta; Lepidoptera; Papilionidae. Gene Ontology annotation, biological process: activation of GTPase activity. The annotation marks the transcript as partial. The record is from RefSeq and is a predicted model, not a curated record. The transcript is spliced from 7 exons. Gene Ontology annotation, molecular function: GTPase activator activity; GTPase activity.
GUUACAAAGAGAAGCCAUCCAGAGCGACAGAUAAAGCUUUGUUGUCAGCAUUUGACACUCUGAAGGAACCAGCUUCCAGCAGACAGUUGCUGGCCUCAGAAGUAGAAGUGGGCUCCAUCAAUGGUGCGGACAAAGACACGCCUCAUGUUAAGAAACGACAUCGACGUAUGAAGAGUAGCGGUGUUAAGAAAGAUGGUGAUGAUGAAGGCGAGAGUGCGACAUCGUGCGAGUUCACAAUAGUGAGCCUGGACGGCAAGCGGUGGCGCUGGGAGGUGUGCGCGGGGGGCGGCGCGGCGGGCGCGGGGGCGGCGGCUGCAGCUGAGAGGGACGCCUGGGUGGCCGCCGUAGAGGCUCAGAUAUUAGCUUCGCUGCAAGGACGGACGUCCCGGCAGCCGCUGCCGACGGGCGCUAACUCUACGGGCUUGGUGCGCGCCACGCAGUACGUGCGCCGCGUGCCCGGCAACGACCGCUGCUGUGACUGCGGGGCACAGGAUCCAGACUGGGCCAGUUUGAACCUGGGUAUUCUGAUCUGCAUAGAGUGCUCGGGCGUGCACAGGAACCUCGGCUCGCAUAUAUCUCGCGUGCGCUCACUGGAUCUGGACGAAUGGCCUUUGAGCUACGUGAGCGUGAUGGUGUGUGUGGGCAACACGCUGGCCAAUGCGGUGUGGGAGGCGGAGCUGCGCGGACACGCCCGCCCCCAGCACAACGCGCCGCGCGAGGACAAGGAGAGAUGGAUACGUUUGAAGUACGAGCGUCGUGCGUUCCUGGGUAGCGGUGAGAGCAGCGUGUCCGGGGAGGCGCUGCGUGCGGCGGCGGCGCGCGGCAACGUGGCGGCGCUGGUGCGUGCGCUGGCCACGCCCCCGCCCCGCGCCCCUCCCCCGCACGACCGCUCCCUCGCACUGCGCGCCGCCGCCGCCGCCGGACAGCUCGCCGCCGCUCAGCUACUCAUAUGGCACAACGGCAACCCCAACUAUCCGGAUGCGGACGGUCACGGGUGCGUGUUCUACGCGCGCGCCGCCGCCAACCAUCUGUCCGGCAUCCCCGUGCAGUACCCCACCAACCUGCAGCUGGCCUGCCCCCUGCACGCCUCCCCACCCCAACACACCUCCACCUCC